Molecule: messenger RNA, 282 nt
Organism: Closterium sp. Naga37s-1
Lineage: Eukaryota; Viridiplantae; Streptophyta; Zygnematophyceae; Desmidiales; Closteriaceae
Source: the annotation of a GenBank genome assembly
GCUGUCUCGUCCUUUGGUGUCCCUGUGUAGCCAUUGGCCGAGUCGCUAACAUCGUGGAUGCAGGCAAAAACGAAGCGGGUGAAAUCUGCAUCUUCUGGUGCAUCACCGAGUGGCUCUUGUGCGGCUGCAUCGUGUCCAGAGAAUACCGAGAAACGCUAAGGGCUAGGUACGACCUUCCAGAAAAGCCCUGUGGGGAUCUCUGGAUGCACUGGUGCUGUGUGCUCUGUGCCGUUUCCCAGGAGUACCGAGAACUGAAGAGCCGUGGCUGGGAUCUGUCUAUCG